GGCAGCAGAGUGGGAGCCAAGAGAUAUGCAGAAGCAGAUCUCAUUUGGGUCAUGUCAAGAGCGGAAAAUGUUCCCCCUCCACCAUGCCCCAGACAGGCUGGGAAUCCAGCUAGGAGCCAUCAGGGGAGACCCUGCGCUGGGGCCAGGCUGUUACCUGGGUCAAGAGGGGAGCAGCCUCGGAUACUCUUUGGAAAACAAACCACUGAGCAAGAAAGGCUAUGUGAUAGGAGCAAGAACAGCCCAGCGUUUCAUAUCAGAGCCACCGACUGUGACUCCUGGCCCAGCAACAUACCAGUCAUUCUGGAAGAAGGAGAGGAAAUGCCAGCCUGCCUACGCUCCGUUUUCCAUUAAGACACCACGAUUUCCAGAUAAGCCUUCAAAUAAAGAAUUUUUCCCUGGACCUGGAACUUAUGAAGUAGACAAGCAAUUACACAAAAAAAUCACUUGGCCGAUGAAGUUUGGGUCUCCAGACUGGUCUUUAGUGCUGAUGCCAGCAAAGAGGAUGCUAAAAAUGGAGCUGACCAUAGACAGAGAAUUCAGGAAACACCGGGACCGAGUGGCCUACCUGAGUUUAUACAGCAGCUGA
This is a messenger RNA of Balearica regulorum gibbericeps (East African grey crowned-crane), 586 nucleotides long. Lineage: Eukaryota; Metazoa; Chordata; Aves; Gruiformes; Gruidae. The record is from RefSeq and is a predicted model, not a curated record.